Messenger RNA from Bufo gargarizans (Asiatic toad), 2210 nucleotides. Its product is annotated as RNA-binding protein 14-like. The transcript has 3 exons. The coding region runs from base 130 to 1635 and encodes 501 amino acids. Gene Ontology annotation, cellular component: cytosol. The record is from RefSeq and is a predicted model, not a curated record. Gene Ontology annotation, molecular function: mRNA binding. NCBI's taxonomy places the organism in Eukaryota, Metazoa, Chordata, Amphibia, Anura, Bufonidae.
AAGUGUGACGCAAGUAUCGCGAUAACGUCCUGCAUCCACUGAGUUGGCGUGAGGCGGUCGUCGAGCAGGCAGUGUAGCCACAGUUCCGUUUACUCUUGUGUCACUGAUACCGCAAAGCUGGCGUCGUCCAUGAGGGACUCGAUGAAGAUUUUCGUCGGUAACGUGGAUGACCGGACCACGCAGGAGGAGCUGAGCGAGCUCUUCGAGAAGCACGGCACGGUGGUGAGCUGCGCCGUCAUGAAGCAAUACGCGUUCGUUCACAUGCGAGGGGCGGACCGCGCCGCCAAAGCGAUUGAGGAGCUGAACGGCCGGGAGCUCCACGGCAAGAAAAUGGUGGUCGAGCUGUCCAAGCCCCGGCCCCAAAACACCUGGAAAAUAUUCGUCGGUAACGUCGGCCCUGGCUACGACGCCGCCGAGCUGAGAACCUUGUUCGAAGAAUACGGGAAGGUGAUAGAGUGCGAUGUGGUGAAAGACUAUGCGUUCGUUCACAUGGAAAGAGAAAGCGAAGCUAGGGAAGCGAUCGACAAGCUGAAUGGCAGAGAGAUAAGAGGCAAACGGAUAAAUGUGGAGAUGUCGAAUAAAGCUCAUCGGCCCAUGAGCAGUAAUGGUAGUUCUCAUAGCGGUCGCUCACAUAGGUCUCAUGAAUACCGAGAUGCACCACAGAGCCGCUCUGAGACGUAUAACCGCAGGAGAGCAUCUGAAGCGGCGUAUGCAUCCUAUGCACUGAAAUCACCAUAUGAGCGCUAUGGUGGAGAUUCUGCGCGAUAUGACAGUAGAGUGCGUCCACCUUCCCCAAUGUAUUACUCGCGAGACAGGAGUCCCCUGAGGAGAUCGCCCACAAGAUCAUACUAUGAGGGGGCAAUGGCCUCGGCUGCACUUGCAUCAAAAUAUCGUUCUGCAACAUCAGACUAUAGUUCUUUGUCAUCCGCCUAUGGGGUCCAGACAACUCCGUCAUUUUCGUCUGCCUUUAGCAGCCAGACAUACGCGUUGUCUUCUGCUUAUGCUAGCCGAGCCCCUACUGCUGGAAAUCAGUCAGGAUACGAGAGCCAGGCCUCUGCAUAUACUGUAGAUCCCUCUUCAUAUAAUACCCAGGCAGCUGCAGCUUAUCGGCAACAACCAGCCUCGGGAUAUGCUACACAGGUUCCUUCAGUGGCGUCGGCCUACAGCACUCAGACGCCAGCCCACGCUUAUGGAUCCAUUUCUACCACGGCUACUCCCUAUGCGCCGGCAGCUGCACUGGGUACUGCAUAUCGUCAGCCGCAGACUUCCGCCUAUGAUCCCUCCCAAAUGUCAGGUCUUGGAGCACAGCCUUCUUAUUCAACCAUCCCGGCUACAAAUGACGUGCUCUUGUAUGAGCGCACCUGUCUGUCACCGCCCCGAAGUUCUGCUUCCGAUAAUUUCAAGAAAGCGGCAGAUGCUUAUAAAAGGCUUGCUCCUGACCGCCGUUACGCUGAAAUAGCUGAUUAUCGCCGAUUAACACAGAAGCCACAGGAUUCCUACCACCGAUCGCCGCCCAAGUCUAAUGUGGAUUUUCGUCGUGCAGCUGAAACACAAUCUGAAUACCAGCAGCAAUAUGCCGCUUACAAUGAUUAUCUAAGGGCGGCACAAGCAGCUAGCUAUCCGCGCCGUAUGUAACACAUCUUUUGGGUGAUUGGCAAUAGUCUGUUUCGGAUGAGUUUUUUUUUUUUUAUAUUCUAGGAUGACUGUCAAACAAUGUCCCUUUGGCAGGCAAUCCGAUUCCACGUGAUUGAUGGUCUGCUAAAGACACUGAUUUUUUUUUUUUUUUUUUUUUUUUUUUUUUUUAACACUGCUCUUGCUUAUUUGUUCGUUUGCAAGGCUUUAAUGUAGGUUGUCCAAAUACCCAUAUUGAAGACCUAUCCCCAGGAGUCGGACCCCUUCCAAUCUGAUAUUGAUGCCUAGUCUGAGAAUGGGUCAUCAAUAUGGGAAACCAGACAACCCCUUUAAGGCUUUGUAGAUAAGUUUCAUUUUCUUGGGGGGGGGGGGGGGGGGGGGGGGGUUUGCUUGUGUUCCCUCCCUAUCGUCUCUAAGCCUGUACUAAUGUUACUAGAUACAGCAUAUAAAGGAGAUAACAGUAAAAGUUGCAUCUAACUCUGGCGUUCCCAUCUUGUGAAAUACUUUGAACACAAGUAAAUAGCAUUCGAGGUGACGUUUGUUUGGUAGUCCUUGGGGGGGGGGGGGGGGGGCACCAA